Molecule: messenger RNA, 1214 nt
Organism: Dendroctonus ponderosae (mountain pine beetle)
Lineage: Eukaryota; Metazoa; Arthropoda; Insecta; Coleoptera; Curculionidae
Product: serine hydrolase-like protein
Exons: 3
Coding region: 290-1180 (296 amino acids)
Source: RefSeq, a predicted model, not a curated record
UCAAAUUGACAAUUUAAUCAUUGGUUUUUGUUGGCAAAUUUAUUAUUAUUUAUCUUUCAAUGUCUUCACCUCGGUUGCAAUUAAAAUUAUCACUGCUGUUGAAGUGCCCAAUGAGGUGAUUAUGUUCAUGCAUAAUUCAACUUUAUAUCAUACGAUUCAUACGUGUGAAAAACGGUAUACAGUACACAGCAAUUUUUAACCUUAGUUUACCCUUAUAAGCCUUGUUCUAUGGUUUACGUACGGUACGCCUGUGAUAAGUAUUACUAGAAUAAAUUGAUCGUCUGUUCAAAUGGACAUCAAAGAAAUCGUGAUAGAAGCCCCAUGGGGGAAAAUAGCGGUUAAACUAUGGGGAUCUGAGGCUGACAAAGCGAUCCUCACCACACACGGAAUAAUGGACAACGCGGGAAGUUUUGACGAUUUAAUUCCGCUUCUACCAAAAUACUUUUACAUUUGCAUGGACCUGCCUGGUCAUGGCAAAUCCGACCCAUUGCCACCAAUACUUCCCAUCCACUCUGCGGACUAUCUGCUGGCAAUAAAGGUGGUUGUCGAUUACUUCCAAAGGGACAAAUACAUUUAUAUGGGACACAGUUAUGGGGGACAAAUGGGUAUGCUGUUCUCGCGCUUGUAUCCUCAUCUAAUCGAGAAGCUAAUUUUACUGGAUACAUUGCAUUUUGUGACGAAACCAGCUGAUGCUUUUAAAUCCGUAAUGAUAACGGCGAUUGAGGAAACGCUGGAGUUGGACAGAAAGACCAAAACGAGAUUGCCGCCUCAGUAUACUUAUGAGGAAGCAGUCCAGAAAGUUAUGCAAGCCCGACGGAGUCCGAUAUCAGAAAGAGCAGCGAAAAAUCUACUGAAGCGAUCGUUGAAGAAAGUGGGCGAAGAUAAGUUUGAAUUGACUAUAGAUCAACGACUGAAAUUUGUGUUAAGCCCACUGCAUGAUAAUAGAUAUGCAAUUGAAGUAUUAAAAAGCGCUCCAUUGCAAUGUCCAGUCCUUAUUAUUUUAGGUGAGGACAGUAAAAUCUUACGGAGUUUUUUACUACCCGUUUUAGAGCACUUAAAGCGGCAAAAAUGCGUCAAAAUAGUGUACGUGAAAGGAGAUCAUGAUGUGCAUCAAGUGACCCCCGAGAGAGUGGCACCCUUUGUUUGUGAGUUUCUUAAUUACAACAAAAGCAAAUUGUAACAUCGAAAUCAGGAAUAAAAACUUUUAAAUGACA